UCAGGGAUGCUCUUGCGCGGCUCCCUGGUCUUUGAGAGGUUCCCAUGGCGAUGUUGCACUGUUUAUCCCGGCAGUAUCACAUGAUACAGGCGCUGUUACAUUACCCGCGCCGUUUCUGUGACUCCGGGGUUUCGCAGCAACGCUUCCUAAAGCAAAAUGCACGGUCCGGGCCGGGUUGCUUAAACUUUCUGGCCCGGCGUUUGCAAGGUUUCAGUAUUGGAGAAGACACAAGCGCAGCCGGGGGUCUCUUUUAUUUCCUUCUCAGCGACGUUGCCUUGAAACUGCGCUGCAAAUAGAAGUGAAGAAUGAGCGCCGGCGACGCCAGCAUACUCUCCCUCUUGGCAGAGGUUCGCCGUCAACCGCUUAACAUCAAAAACACCAUGAAAAAUAUAUUUGUCACUCAACUGGGGGACCGAAGAGAUGAAGAUGAAGAUGUUAAAUAUAUUCCAAUCAUCAAAGAGCCCGCUGCGGAGAUCCUCGCAAGAGACUUUAGAACACCUCAAAGCACGUUAGUGCUGAAGAAAGAGGUGGAAGUUGACCAAGUUAAUGCUGAACUUGCAGAUAAAAGGGAAGAGUUCCUCCAACGCAUGGAUGCCCUCACCCAGAAGAGGGCAGAAUUUGAAAGAAAAGAGCACGCGAAUAAGGAAAGAGUUCUGAAGUUUGACAGGUUUAUCAAGGAAAAUGAGGCAAAGAGAUGUCGAGCCAUUAAAAAGCACCAGUUGGAAGUGAAAGAAAAUCGGAUGAAACAGCAGGAGCUGCAAGAUCUACUGAAGCAAUUUGAAGUGAUCAAAGCCAGGCAACAGAAACUGCAGAAAAGGGUGUCAAACAAUAAGGUGUAUGAAGAUUACCUCACGGAGGUUGUUGACAAUUUGCCUGAAAACUACUUGGACUAUGGCGUAGAAUCUCUGGUGAUGAGUAUCAUUCAAAAAUCUGAAACGCACCAGUCCACCAACGAGACGUUGAUAAUCAACCUGACCAGGUUGUCGGAUGAGUUGGAGCAGCAACAGCACAACUUGGAAGCUGUGCAUCAAGAAUAUGAUACUUCAAAACUUAUGAUGACUAGUCAGCUUUCACAACUCCGAAUGGAAUGCGAUGAAAUGAAGGAGAAGAACAAACGGAUGGAACAGAAGAUAAACCUGCACCGAGGCCAUUUUAUUCAACAGAGUGAAGAGGUUGGUGCUCUCUUGUUGGCUAUUAACAAUCUGGCAGAACAGUGCCAUGCCAAGCAUUAUGGGAUUCUGGAGGAGAUGAGUAUUUUGACAAAAUUGGACAUGGUGAAGGAAUUCAUCAUGGAAAAGAAAAGUAUUAGUCAAAUGGCAGUACACAUAAAUUCAACAACAAUCACUGGCAGCUCAGACCAAAUUCAGAACAAACCAGGAGUAACUAACUGGAUGAAACCACAGACCAAUACUCUACUUGUAAAUUCCAACAAAACAAUAGCCCAACAAAAGAAUAGAAAAAAGCAAACAAACUCCAAUGCACGAUGAGCAGUUUAAAUAUUUUUGUUUCAGAAGGGAAUCCAAUAUAUGCCAUUGAUCCGUAAGGACUGUUGAUGUGUCUAUUAGUGGAAGAAGCAACUAACAAUGGAAAGAGAUACAGAGUAAAAUAUAGAUGCUUUAUCUGAUUAUUGUCAGUAAUGAAGUAUUGUUGAUUGGCAUAAUAAAAAAACUUCCUUCUUCACAAAAAAUAAUUUAAAUAAUUUGGUCCAGUGCUCCAGUAACACGUUUUUUCAAUAAUAGUUCUUUGAUUACCACAUAACUGUUAGAUAAUAUGUUAAUGACUGGAACACAAUAGGCAAGUAAUGUUUAAUUCUGUGUUAGCUUAUUUGUUUCACAAUUGCAUGUAUUUGAAGAAAUAAUUUGAAGGCAAAGAUACGAUAAAACCAGUCUGAUGAUACAUACAAUCCCCCCCACUUUUCUCUUUAUCCUAUUGAAAAGCAAAAAAUAAAACUUUACUUCAAAAUCAA
Amblyraja radiata (thorny skate) is the source of this 1966-nucleotide messenger RNA. It is a transcript of the gene ccdc197, whose product is annotated as coiled-coil domain containing 197. Lineage: Eukaryota; Metazoa; Chordata; Chondrichthyes; Rajiformes; Rajidae. The record is from RefSeq and is a predicted model, not a curated record. The coding region runs from base 306 to 1487 and encodes 393 amino acids. The transcript is spliced from 9 exons.